CCAGUGCGCAUGAGCGUGGUAGAGAGGGUUUUGAAGUGCGCGCACGAUUUUCUUGAACUGACAGAGGAAGUGGGAAAGGAGUUACCAUGGCACCUCAGCCCCUGAUUAAAUCAAGGCAGACAGAGAAGAUAAUAAAUGGAGUUUCAACUCAAGUUAUCUGCACAGAGUUCAGCAACUACAUAUUUAUAGUCCUCACUCAGUAUGGAAAGAUAGGGACGUUGAUAUCCAUAACCCCUGACUCAAGAUCCGGUGACAUCAGCUCAUCUAUGUUUACGACAAAGGUACUUCUUGGAAAAGAUGAGGCACUUACACAUGUCUAUGCCAAAAACCUGGUAACUUUCGUCUCACAGGAGUCAGGAAACCGGCCGGUUCUUUUGGGGCUGGCCCUUAAAGACAGCUCCCUUGAAACCAUGAAAGUCGUGAAAGAUAUGAUCAAAAGCUGUCAAGUCUGGUGAACAGUUUAAUAUUUUUCUGUGACAGACAAUGCUCAGCCACUUGAAGACAUUUUUGUUGGGCCUGUAGUCAUUGUCAGUGUAUCACCUUAAAUGUAUCUCUUCUAUUUAAGAAUGUGAUAUUCCUGAUAUGAUAGAAUACGGUUCAGCCCUUCACUGUGGUUGUGGAACUGACAGAAGUACCCCUGUAUGCUCUGUAUGCCCAUCUGAGGAUGUGAGAUAGGCCUGUAUUCUGUUAUAAGAAUAUUUUCUCUGUGUGAGGGGUACAGUUGUAUGUGAUUAUCUGAAAUAUAAUUGCUCAUGCCCUUUUAAUUACUGAACAAACAGUGGAUUGUUUUUUAGCAGUUACAGAUUUGUUUACUUGA
Chanos chanos (milkfish) is the source of this 817-nucleotide messenger RNA. RefSeq names its product proteasome (prosome, macropain) assembly chaperone 3 (gene psmg3). Bases 87 to 455 code for a protein of 122 amino acids. The record is from RefSeq and is a predicted model, not a curated record. Lineage: Eukaryota; Metazoa; Chordata; Actinopteri; Gonorynchiformes; Chanidae. Gene Ontology annotation, biological process: proteasome assembly. The transcript is spliced from 3 exons.